AUGGCGGUCACCAUCGACGACGGCGCGACGGCUUCCUUCUGGUUCUCCUCGUGGCUUAGCGGCAGUCAGCUAUGUUUGGCAUACCCAACGGUGUUCGCCCAAUCCAUCUGCAAAAACAGAUCAGUCCGGGAAGCUCUGCACCAGGACAGAUGGAUCCUCGAUCUCCGUCAUGGUUUGGAACAAAGUGGCAACCUGGGUGGGCUGCAGCUCACUGGCACACAUCAACUGGAGCACAGGAACGGCGUGGAGGGGGAGUUCGACAAAGGUCAAGUGGAGAGUAGGGAUGCAUGUGUACCGCCCCUUCUCCCCUCGCCGCCGCCGGUGGGCGUCGCCGGGCAAAGCUCGUGCGGCUUGGCGGCAGUGAGGCCCUCUCCUCCUCCUUCUUGGAGUGGCGCGGCGCGGGCCGGCCGCUUCGAAGGAGUUCCGGCGCCUUGGCAUCUGGGGCGGCGCAGCGAGGAAGCGCACAUGGUGGGGCGAGCACGGCGGGCCUUCGCAGGUGGCGGGGCGGCGUGGUGCUCUGAAGCAUGCUGCGCGCGCGCGGAAGGGGAGGAUAAGCGCGGAUCUGAAGCGCGUGGGCUCGCACGGCAGCGUGAGGUGGUGCUUCGGCUCUGGCGGUGCUGCGGUGAUUCGGCAAGGGAGCGGCAUGGAUGCGCAAGGGUCCUUGCUGCCCAGAUUUGUCUGCAUCUCAGGUGGGAAGGAUGCGCUCAUGCGGCGAGGGCAGACAGGGGCUUCCAGAGGCUGCCGGGAGAGGUGAGGCGUGCCGAGGGCGGCGGUUCGGCUGCGAGGGCACGACUGGUGUGGCGCUCGUCGCGGCCGUGCUCGUCGGACAACAGCCGCCGUGAGGAGUGCAACGGCCGCCGCAGAGCUCUGUUCCCUCGCCCGGGUCGUUAUCCAGUGCGCGCAGCCGCGGAGCUCCCUUCCAGUGUCGCCGCAGUGCUUCCUCCCACCGCCCGUCGGCGUCUACUGCGCGCAGGCGCGGAGCUCCCUCCAGCGCCGCCGCAGAGCUCCCUCCCGUCGUCCAUGGCGUAUAGUGCGCGCAGCCGCGGAGCUCCCUCCGGCGCCGACGCAGAGCUCCCUCCUAUCGUCCAUCGGCUUCUACUGCGCGUUGCCACGCUGCAUCUGCCUCCAUUAGCCCGAGCAGGAGGACCCGCGCAGGAGACGGCUCGGGGGCUCUGCAUCGAGGUCGAGCACGGCGCGCGCCGCGGACGGGGCGGAUGGGCACGAGGUCGACGCCGACGACGAAGGCGCCGGCGGGGGCACGGGCGGACGGGGCGGGGGCACGAGGUCGAGCACGGCGCGCGCCGGCGGGAGGAACCGGAAGCGGUCGUCGAGCUGCUGCAGCUUGAAGGCCGCGCGGCUCCGGUAGCCCUACUCCUUGGCGAGGUGGUAGUGCUUGUCCCGCCGCUGCUUCCCCUUCGCCUUGCCCAUGGAGCUCUCAACCUGCAUCGGCAGAGAUGGCUCGCCGCGCACAAGCUGCUCGACACAAUGCUCCAUAGAAAUAGAGAUGGGAUGAAGAUGACUAUGUAG
This is a messenger RNA of Triticum turgidum subsp. durum (durum wheat), 1527 nucleotides long. The record is from the annotation of a GenBank genome assembly. Lineage: Eukaryota; Viridiplantae; Streptophyta; Magnoliopsida; Poales; Poaceae.